Molecule: messenger RNA, 2102 nt
Organism: Strigops habroptila (Kakapo)
Lineage: Eukaryota; Metazoa; Chordata; Aves; Psittaciformes; Psittacidae
Gene: B3GALNT2
Product: beta-1,3-N-acetylgalactosaminyltransferase 2
Exons: 12
Coding region: 115-1608 (497 amino acids)
Cellular component (GO): membrane
Molecular function (GO): hexosyltransferase activity
Source: RefSeq, a predicted model, not a curated record
CCCGGGCGAGCGGCGGCGCGGGGAGGAGCCGCGGGCGGCCGAGUCGGCCCGUCGCCUCGGCGCCGCGGGGAGAGGCCGGCGCGGAGGGGAAGGGGCUGGCUGCGGCUGCGGCCAAUGCGAAACUGGCUGGUGCUGUUGUGCCCCUGUGCGGUCGGGGUCGCGGUGCACCUCUGGCUGCUGCUCGGCUGCCCCGGCGGCCCCGGGAGACACCCGGCAGGUCCACUGGCCUUCUUUCCUCAGUGGAAGCUGAAACAUUAUGAUGUUAUUGUAGGUGUUUUGUCAGCUCGACACAAUCAUGAACUGCGCAGUGUUAUAAGGAACACUUGGUUCAAGCACCUGAAACAACAUUCUGCACUGAGCCAACGUGUCCUUGUGAAGUUUAUAAUAGGUGCACAUGGUUGUGCUGUGCCAGUGGAGGACCGAGAAGACCCCUACUCCUGCAAACUUCUGAACAUCAGUAACCCAGUUUUGAAUCAGGAAAUUGAAGCAUUCAGUCUCCCUGAGGAUGUACCUUCUGAGCUAUCUGAAGACAGAAUUGUCAGUGUGAACUUUCGUGUACUUUACCCCAUUGUCAUUACCAGUCUUGGGGUAUUUUAUGAGGCUGAUGGGGUGGGAUUCCAGAGGAACAUCACUGUAAAACUGUACCAGGCAGAACAUGAGGAAGCUCUCUUCAGUGCUCGCUUUAGUCCACCAAGCUGUGGAGUGCAAGUGAACAGAUUGUGGUACAAGCCAGUGGAGCAGUUCAUUUUGCCAGAGAGUUUUGAAGGUACCAUUGUGUGGGAAAGCCAGGAUCUUCAGGGCCUUGUUUCAAGAAACCUUCAUAAAGUGACGGUGAAUGAUGGAGGGGGUGUUUUCAGAGUCAUUACUGCAGGGGAAGGGUCACUGCCACAUGAGCUCACAGAAGGUGUGGAGGGAAUAGCAGGGGGGUUUAUCUACACUAUUCAAGAAGGUGAUGCUCUUUUGAAAAGCCUCCAUACUCGCCCAGAAAGGUUUACGAGUCACAUAAAAAAUCUUGACAAAGAAGAUGCUUUAUUGAAGGAAGAAAGCAGCACCUAUGAUGAUAUUGUCUUUGUAGAUGUUAUUGACACUUACAGAAAUGUUCCAGCCAAACUACUGAACUUCUACCGAUGGACAGUUGAAUCAACGAGCUUUGAUUUGUUGCUGAAGACAGAUGAUGACUGUUACAUUGACCUAGAGGCUGUUUUUAACAGGAUAAUGCAGAAAAAGUUGGACAGGCCAAACAUUUGGUGGGGAAAUUUCAGACUGAAUUGGGCAGUUGAUCGUACUGGGAAAUGGCAAGAGCUGGAGUACCCAAGCCCUGCGUAUCCAGCCUUUGCUUGUGGGUCUGGCUACGUCAUCUCCAAAGACAUUGUUCAGUGGCUGGCAAGCAACUCUGAAAGAUUAAAGACGUACCAGGGUGAAGAUGUGAGUAUGGGCAUCUGGAUGGCAGCUGUAGGACCCAAGCGAUAUCAAGAUAGUCUCUGGUUGUGUGAGAAGACAUGUGAGAGCGGCAUGCUGUCUUCCCCCCAGUACUCUCCACAGGAACUGAGAGCGCUCUGGAGACUAAAGGAAUUGUGUGGAGAUCCUUGUAGAUGUGAGGAAAGAUGAUGGACUUGCCUUGGAAAACAGGGUAGCAUAUAAUGAUCAUGGAAAAGUGUACAUUUGGAUUCAUUCUUGGAACAAUAAGGAGUAUUAAGGUAUCUUUCAAUGUUGGGUUUCAACUAAAAUAUUACAAUAUUUGCACAUCCCUUUUGAUAAUUACAAGUGGACUGAUACCAUUAAUUUUCUAUUGUAUAGGUGUUGAUCUGACAAAAACCAAAAUGUUUAGGAAAAAAAAAUUCCUUUUUAUAUAAAGUCAAAGACCUACUUGUAAUUAAUAAAUGCACAUAAGAAUGCCAACUAGCCUGUCUUUUAUAAAUUAAAGUACUACUGAUUUAACCAGGCUCCAGUGGAGAGCUGUGCUCAGCACCAGGGCCUCGGGUGAGAAUUGCUGCAGCCAGUUCUGUGCUGGCUGAGGGGCUGCCCUCGUCUCGUCUGCGCAGGGGCCGGGACAGCUAGGGGUUAGGAUUUAUGUUUAGUUGUUUAUAUUGUUGUCAUUUUAG